GGAAGGACAUUGCAGAGAUCAAGGCCAUGACCAACCCGCCUGAGCCGGUACGCUUGGUCCUCACUGCUGUAUGCAUUAUGAAGGGCAUUGGCGCUGUGAGGGUCCAAGAUAAAGACACCGGCAGAAAGGUGGACGACUACUGGCCUAACGCGAAGAAGAUGGUCAGCGAGAUGGGAUUCCUACAGAGCUUGAAGGACUACGAUAAGGACAACAUACCUCCUGCUGUCAUCAACAAAAUCAAAGACUACACUGUGAAGGACGACUUCCAACCAAGUAGAGUGGCUAAGGUCUCAAAGGCUGCCUAUGGCAUCUGUUGCUGGGUUCGAGCCAUGGAGACUUACGAUAGAGUCGCCAAAGUCGUCGCACCCAAGAGAGAGGCUCUCGCUGCUGCCGAGGCUGAGUACGCCACGGUGAUGGCUGGACUGAAGGAAAAGCAGGCCGAGUUACAAGUGGUUCUCGAUAAGCUGCAAGCUCUCAAUGACAAGCUCAAUGCACUAGAAACGGAGCAGACCAACCUAAAGAAUCAGGUGGAAGACUGCAGUCGAAAACUAGAGAGGGCUGAGCAACUGAUCACAUCCCUUGGUGGUGAGAAGACUCGCUGGACAGCGAUGGCUGAGCAGCUUGGUUACGACUAUGAGAAUCUCACUGGUGACGUCAUUUUGGCGUCUGGUGUAAUCGCCUACCUCGGUGCCUUCACUCCGGAGUUCCGUCGGGAUGCAGUGACUGCCUGGAGCUCUAUCAGCCAGACCAAACAGAUCCCUGGAUCGGCCCAAUUCGCUCUGGAGAAGUGCCUUGGUGAGCCUGUGAAGAUUCGGAGUUGGACUAUCGCGGGCCUCCCCAACGACGCCUUCAGUAUCGAGAAUGGUAUCAUCGUGGACAAGGCCCGGCGUUGGCCGCUAUGUAUCGAUCCGCAGG
Molecule: messenger RNA, 915 nt
Organism: Perkinsus marinus ATCC 50983
Lineage: Eukaryota; Perkinsozoa; Perkinsida; Perkinsidae
Product: dynein heavy chain, putative
Exons: 1
Biological process (GO): microtubule-based movement
Cellular component (GO): dynein complex
Molecular function (GO): dynein light intermediate chain binding; minus-end-directed microtubule motor activity; dynein intermediate chain binding
Source: RefSeq, a predicted model, not a curated record